AUGCAGCACGGCGCGCCGGACAGAGAGUUCGGAGGGAGCAUUAGACUCCUCUGUUCUUCGGUGCCUUCUCAUACGCUCUUCUCAGCAAAACUAGAAGAGAUGAAUAGGGGGAGAACUGAGGGCAUAACCUUUACUAAGGAACCGUUUAUGGAGGAUGCGGGGCCUCGUAAGAUAAAGAACAUGAAGUUCUCCAUGUUAUCAGAAUCGGAAAUAAGCAAACUUGGUGAAGUUCAAGUGUGGAAAGGUUCCUACUAUGAUUCCUUUAAGAAGCCUAUUCAUGGUGGCUUGUUGGAUCCUCGCAUGGAAUCCUACGUAUUAGGAUACUUAAACCUCGCCCUUCCUGUUCUCAAUGUUGGAUGUUUAGGUAUCAUUGUGGAAAUACUGAAGUGCAUUUGUAAGGAUGCACAUCUAAAUAUAGAUGCUAAUAUUGUAAAAGAAUCAAUUUUACAAAUUAAGAAGACGAAACUGAAGCCAGAGCACAUAAAGAUUUUAGAUAUUAAAAAGCUUCGAGUUGUUCCCCAAGAUGCUGAUAGAAGCAAAUUGCAUUUUCAACUUCACUAUCUCAAAAAUUUGCUUCCAACACUUGUAGUAAAGGGAAUUAAAACUGCUGAUCGAGUUGUUAUCAGCAAAGAAGAUAAAACCACCAAGGCUGAAAAGUUCAAAUUACUGCUAGAAGGGUUAGUUCAUCCUGUUCUUCUUUAUGACUCAUGGUCCUUCAAUCCUAUUUAUAUAGAUGUUUGGAUGCAUAUUAUAUGCCUUUUUGAGGAUUGUUUAAUUGGGUGGAAAAUUGAAUUGAGAGGGUUUGAAAGGGCCUUAGGCUGGUGCUAUGCCAGUGGCACUGCUCAUCUACCUGACAGGUUGGAUCUUCCGGAGUUGCCUCAUGGAGCCCAGUCCUUCUUUGCUUUGAGAUGCAUGCAUGAAAUGAGAUUUCCUGGCGUCCAAAUGAUCUUUAGCCAUCAACAUAGAGCUGAAGCACAACUGAAGGGGAAGGAAGCAUUGGUUUCAACCAAGUAUUAA
Sphenostylis stenocarpa is the source of this 1017-nucleotide messenger RNA. The record is from the annotation of a GenBank genome assembly. NCBI's taxonomy places the organism in Eukaryota, Viridiplantae, Streptophyta, Magnoliopsida, Fabales, Fabaceae.